Molecule: messenger RNA, 8404 nt
Organism: Lutzomyia longipalpis
Lineage: Eukaryota; Metazoa; Arthropoda; Insecta; Diptera; Psychodidae
Gene: drpr
Product: protein draper
Exons: 9
Coding region: 3180-6296 (1038 amino acids)
Cellular component (GO): membrane
Molecular function (GO): protein binding
Source: RefSeq, a predicted model, not a curated record
CCAGUACUGAUUUCUGCCUAAAAUAAAUCAUGUGGUCAGGAAAAUUUCCAGCCUCUCUCAGAGAUGGGAGGUGCGUGCUAAUGACUCUAUUAUGAGCAUCAUUAAUGCUGCUUUCAUGAUUGUACUAAAGAGUAAAAAUUCUCCAGCAAAAUGUUUCCAUUGAAUUUACUAAAAAUCUUAAAUAAAUGAGUUUUAGGAAAAUAUUGUUCCUGACCUAUGAUAAAAAACAUCAUAAAUUGGUCAGACAUGCGCUCCUUCCUCACACAGUGUCAAUGUAUCCUUUGAUAACCUUCACGUGACCUUGACAAAAAGAGAUACUUUCGCUUUUUUGGCUCUCUGUAGUUCUACGUAAAAUUUUUAUCUGUACAGAAGAGACUGCGAUAGAUAAUUAUAAUGAUAGGGAAGACUUGGGUGGAGUAGAUCACGCGAGAGUUUGGGAGUUUGCUUUGAGAUUUUUUUUUCUUACAUUUUCCAAAAAAAUAUAAAAUUUUUAAUAAAUAACUUUGCUCUAGAACUUUGAGUUAGGCUAGAAUUUUCGAAAGGGAAAGAAUGUUGCUUAGAAGAUGACUACUAUGUAGGCUCAGACGUCUUAUAUGAGAUCGUUUUCUUCUCCUGGGAUAGGUACUUUAGAAGUUAUCUAGAUAUGAUUAGACAUAUGAGACAAAUAAAUCACAAUUUAUUUAAUUUAACCUAUUUUACCCGACUUUUCUCUAUUUUUUUUCAAGCACACCACUUUUAAAGAUUUUAUAAUAGAAAGAAAUUACCCUAAAGAAAAACUUUUAAACAAAAAAAUUGCAAUGAAUUAAAAAAAAAAUUAAAUGAGAAAUUUUAUUGAUUCAUUCCUUUAUGAUGAUAUCUAAUAAAAUGUUCAAAAAACGUUGUUUGUGAAGUAAAAAAAAUAUCAAUGACGAAAUAGGUAAAACUAAUAAGUUUAUAAUAACCUAACAACUCUUCUUUCGAGAGUUAUUGAAUAACAAUUAUAUUUUAUUAUUUAUCACAUAAUGCGUGUUAGUUGAAUCAAUAUAAUUCACACUUUCUAUCGUACACCUACCAUUUAAUGUUUCUCUGGUUUCUCUUCAAGUGAAUUAAUGGAGAAAAAAUCUCACAGCAAACAAGAACAGAUUUACAUACUAACGGCAAUAAUAAAUGUCUGCAGAAAUACGAUAUUUUUAUUAUUUGUUUUAUGCUCAAUUUAAAAUAAUAUAAGCAGAAAAAAUGAGAAGUAUGUUGUGUUUUAUUUAUUUUAAUAAACAUCCUGUUUCUUUUGUCUUCUAAAUCUUCCUAAAUAAACUGCUAAAAAUGCUAAUAAUAAAAUCAAAACGUCGCUGAAUUGUUUAUAUUGUUUCUUUAGAAGGUCUUUAGAGAACUUUUGGUAUAUUUUUUGUCUUUCUUGUGUUUCUAUUUAGCUCAUUUUGAUUGAAUAUUUCUGUAGCUACAAAGAUAUUCAGUCAGUCCGCCUUAAUCUAGAUCAGUAUGAAAUAUACACAAAACAAUCUUUUUUGCUAAAUAAUCAAUUUAAAAUGCAUACCUAGUUGUUCUUCCAUUCCGCGACUGUUCUCCCAAUAAGGUUUACAUGGCGUAUUAAUUGCAAAUUAUUACUCUGAAGACUCAGAGACGGUAGAUUUGUCUUCUAUUUACUUUAUAAGAAUUUUAACAAUAAACAUUCUUCCCAUUGCGAACAAUCAACUCUAGUCCUUGAGUCUACCCCAUAACCGCCUACCAAAUGUGCCUCCCACACAUGAGAGAGUCAACACAAGAAAAAGGAAGAUUGCGUCGUUUCUUUGUCGUCUUAUCAAGAAUGUGUUUUGAAAUGCAAGAUAAAACUACAUACUUGCGUUGGUUUAAAAGAAUAAAAUUUCGUUUUGUUUCUUGAGGGGAAAAUAUGUUCUAGAAAAAUUCUUUUUGAAACUCAAAAUGAUGAAUCAAUAAUUCUGCUGACGUUGGAUGUAAAUUGUUCAUGAUGUGUGAUUCUGUGUGAUAAGGAAUCAAUAAAGAGGAAAAGUUUCAUGUGUGUGGGGGGGAAAUUAUGAAGAGAGAACCCCUCAUGACAACAUAAAUUGCUGAUUGAAUCGAAGCUGAAUGGAAUGAAGAGACAGAGUCCAACUAUUUACACACAAGCAGAGAGUCCAGAGAGAGACUCACUGCCACGCAGUACAUAGGCGAGGAAAAAUAAUUGAGUGUGUGAAGUCGUCAUUCGUAAUGCGGGCUUCAGUUGUGGUUUAGCCAUUCGAUGGUAUUCAAUUGAAUACAGUCUCUGUUUUAUUUUUUUUGUUCAUUUAAUAACACAACAACAACCAUUAGCUGUGGUUCUGAAUGGUAUAGAAAAGUUCCUCGUUAGCCAUCAUCUGGGUGCCUCUGUUUUGUUCAAGAGUCAAUCUACGGGUUUCUUUUACAAGACUUUCUUCCCAUUAUUGUGCUAUACUCCAAAAACUCCCGAAUAAAACGCUCUAGAAUAGUUUUUUUUUUAUAUAUAAAUCACACCAAAAAAAAACAUCAUCUCUCCACAGAGCGAGACGAAUGUGAAUUGGAUGAUUUGUGACGAGGUGAAGAUGUGCCAGACGGGAAGACAGUGAGUCAGCCUCCCACCGUUAAAUAGUGUUUAUGCUGUGUGGAAGAGUUUUUGAUUGAAGGAGUUGGGGGGGAGACACAUCUUGUGCCGCAACAACUGCAAGAAGAAUCACAGAACUUUCUUCCAAAUUGACUCCACGCAACCACCGGAUGGGGAGAAUUGAUUAGGAGUGGGACACAAGUGCAAGUGAAUGUGAUUCACCGCGAUCACCCAUAAGGCCCCCGUGUGUGUCGAGGAAAAAAACCCGAAGUUUGCCCAAAGAGAAGUGGGAAUUAUAAUAUUUUUAAAAGCACAACACCCAUUCAGUUUGCUCUGGUGAGACCAACACGAAUGAGCGAAAGAAAAAAAUUGCGCGACUGCUGAUUCUCAUUUCACGAUCAAACACCCCAAUGUGACAUAGUUUUUUAUUUUCCUUCUCUCUGCAUUUUAUGUGCUGUGUGUGUUCUACAAGUCGUAUAAAAGUUAUUUUACAUUUUGUGAUUCAGAGAGGAAAUUUUCUUUACGUCUGAGGAAAUUGUUGUAGUGCUGCUAUGGAAUUUUGAAAAGUGAUCCAGAAAGUGCUUUGAAAGUGUUUUUUCGUAUUUCUGGAGAGUGCAUUUAGUAGUGGAAUAUGGUACGAAAAGAAAGGUACGAGGUCUGUGACAUAAUGACCUCGAUUGUACUAAUAAUUGGGAUCAUCACACUCUGUACUCAUGUGCUGGCUGUGGAUCUUGAAGGCCCAAAUAUCUGCAAACGAGAAGAAGAAUAUGUUAUUGAGGUGGUGACUGUUGAAAAGCAGGCAUACCAAGAAUUAGUAAAUGAAUGGUGUUGGAAUGUUCCGCCGAGAUGUUCAAAAUACAAAAUACGAUUCCGGGAUGUAAAUAAAACACAACCAAUUGUCAAGAAGAAAAUUGUUAAGGAGUGUUGCGAGGGUUAUGGAAAGAAUGCUGCCGGAAAUCGAUGUAUUCCCAUUUGUUCGAGCGCGUGCCAACAUGGGAUAUGCAUGGCGCCAGAAGUGUGCAAAUGCGAACCAGGGUACGGUGGCCCGGCUUGUGAUAUAACAUGCCCCCCAAUGGCCUGGGGGAGAGAUUGUUCAAAGAAGUGUGACUGCGACAACAAUGCUUCGUGUGAUCCCUACAAUGGCAAAUGCAAGUGCCAGAAGGGAUUCAUUGGGGAGAGGUGUGAGCAAGAGUGUCCACCGGGAAAAUACGGUGAGGGUUGCAAGGAGGUGUGCAGGUGUGAGAAUGCAGCUUCAUGUGAUAAAAUAUCCGGUGAAUGCAUCUGCAGUGCAGGAUGGACGGGACCACUCUGCGAAGAUCAAUGCCCGGAGGGAAUGCACGGGAAUCAAUGUCAGAAGGAGUGCAAGUGCCAGAAUGGUGGCAAAUGCAAUCCAGCUGAUGGGAAAUGUGACUGCCCACCUGGAUGGUUGGGUAGCGUGUGUGCCAAUCGCUGUCCACCCGGUACAUUUGGUGAUAACUGCACUGGGGCAUGCGAAUGCUUCAACGGGGCGUCGUGUCAUCACAUUACAGGGGAAUGUGAAUGCGCUCCUGGUUUCAGAGGCCAGAAAUGCUUAGAUCCCUGCCAUAGUGGUUUCUUUGGGGUGAAUUGUGUGGAAAUAUGUCAUUGUAUGAAUGGAGCACCAUGUGAUCCUUCCGAUGGUCACUGUUCCUGCCUUCCUGGAUGGACUGGAAUCAACUGCGAUACGCGAAUAUGUGAAGAUGGGAAGUAUGGGGAGAAUUGCACCAACACCUGUGAUUGCAAUAAGAAGAAUACGAAAAUGUGCCAUCCGUGGACGGGAAAAUGCGAAUGUACCGAAGGUUGGAGUGGCGAAUUCUGCGAUAGACCAUGCCCUAUUCUGACCUACGGUAGCAAUUGCCAAUUCUCGUGCAAUUGCAAAAAUGGCGCAACGUGCUCCAAUAUAAAUGGCACGUGCUUCUGUGCAGCAGGUUUUCGUGGUAGCAUGUGCGAAGAACCCUGCCCCGAGGGUCUCUACGGGCAGGAUUGCAAUCAGAAAUGUAUCUGCCAGAACGGGGCGACGUGUCAUCCGGAAACGGGUCAGUGCAACUGCACGGAUGGUUGGCAGGGACACGCGUGCGAUCGACCGUGUGCACCGCAAAAUAAAACGGGUACCCUUAAGUACUACUACGGUACAGGGUGCAGCAAUGAGUGUGAAUGCCUCAAUGGGGCUGCGUGUAAUCCGCAAAAUGGCACGUGUACGUGCGCACCCGGCUUUACGGGUGAGCACUGUGAAAAGAAAUGCGAUUCAGGCACAUUUGGGCAGAAUUGCGAACAAAAAUGUGAAUGUGUUCAACAAAAUAUGCACAAUUGUGACUCUCAGACAGGAAAAUGCAUCUGCAAGACGAACUGGGGAGGAGUACACUGUGAAACACAAUGUCCUAUAGGAACGUACGGGGAACGAUGUGAAUUCACGUGCAAUUGCAUGAAUAAUUCUUCGUGCGAUCCAGAGACGGGUAAAUGCAUCUGCUCAAGAGGAUGGACGGGGUAUGAAUGCAGGACUCCCUGUCCGGAAGGUUACUACGGGGUGGGGUGCAAGGAGAAGUGUCAAUUGUCCCCGAAUGGUAAUGAGACGUGCGAUCAUGUGACGGGAGAAUAUAAAUGUCGUCCAGGCUAUAUGGGGCUAAUGUGUGAACAUCCCUGCCCAGCUGGCUACUACGGGGGGCAGUGUGUAUUGAAAUGUCACUGCAAUCACGGUGCAGAAUGUUCCCACAUAACGGGGCAAUGCCAAUGCCCACCAGGAUGGACAGGACCCAAUUGCAAUGAUCCCUGCCCUGAUAACUACUACGGCAAUAAUUGCGCUUUUCAGUGCAAAUGCGGGAAGAAUGCACAGUGCCGGAAGAAUGAUGGAAUGUGCAUCUGUGAUCCAGGCUUCAUGGGGAAUAGGUGUGACGAUCUCUGCCCUGAAGGCUACUACGGGCAGCACUGUCUUCAAUCGUGCAACUGCAAGAGCAACCAAUUUAUCUGUCAUGCUGCACAUGGAUGUGUCUGCCGGUCUAACUUCAAAGGUACCAACUGUGACAUUCCCAUCAUUGCUGGAUCUGAGACAAUAAGGGCAGAGGAGACUGUGAGUGCAAGUUUGGUGUUUGGGAUAGUGGCAGCGUGUUGUGUGGUAGCAUUGGUCUUUAUCCUCAUGCUCCUCUACUACAGACGUCGUCUUGCCAAUAUGAGAACGGAAAUAAUGGCCGUACAGUACUCAACUGAUCCCCAAGCUUUCCCGGAUCGUCAUCACUUUGAUAAUCCAGUUUAUGCUUUCCAAGGACCUCAGGAUAAUAUUCGUUUACUCAAUAAUCUCGUUAAACAAUCCACCGUGAAUCGAUGCAACGAAACAGACUCAACGAUUAGCAAUGGAAGCCGCGCUGGAGCGUAUUCCAUUAAUUUCUGCACCGACAUGUCGCAGAAGAACUUCAAUGCUGAUCUCACUAAUCCCAAUAUCUACAAUAGCAUUGAGGAUGCCAAUAAGGAGGAUCAUGUUUACGAUGAAAUUAAGCACAAAGAGGAUUACAAGGAUAUCGAUAAAGAAUACGAUCAUUUGGACUAUGCACGACCAGGAAGUUCAUUUAAAACUCACUACCAUCGAAUGGAAAACAGCUUAAGUGCACAGAAAGAGACGAAUCUCCCAAAAGUCAACAAUAUAUCACCAAAUCAACUUCCAGAGUCUACAGAAGUUGACGCAACACCCUCCCCGUCGGACAAUGCAACAGAUGAUGAAAGAUCAGAUAAGACCGAUUGAAUAUUUUAGGGCCAUUUAGUCAUUGAUUUCCAUUAAAUGAGCCAUUUUAAAGUGAAUUUAUAGAAAAAAAAAGAAAUGAGACAGAUUCGUGUGAAGGUAUGUAUCCAAAAUCGUGACUGAGUUUCAACUCAACAUCGUAUUUAUGCAUUAAGAUUUUUUUUAGUGUUCCGAAGCGACUUUUAAUAAAGUCAAGUGCCAAGUUUAUCUUGUUUUUCAUUUUACAAAAUUUCUUUUGAACUUGACAGUGUCCACGUAAAUUAAAUUCAGUGAGUAAAAAAUUAAGUAGAUCGUUAACUUUUUGAUCUCUGGGUUUGAAUAAUAAUUAAAAAGAAAGAAAAAGGGAUUUAACCCGGACUUAGGAUUGUGUAGAAAAGUCAAUUUUAAAGUAAAUUGUUUUAAAAAUUUUCCGUAAAAGUUCUGAAUCUAUUUCUUCAACCAAAUUCCUCUGACUUUUUGUGAAAAUUAAAUUAUUUUUAUGCGCUUUUAUGCUCUCAAAUACAUUGAAAAAAAUCUUGGUCAAUGUCUGUCAUAUUAAUAUGGAAAAGAAUGAUAAUAAAAUUCUGUGGACACUACUUGAAUGACCUCAUUUGCAAUAAAGUAAUUUUAAAAAAUAAAUCAUUCAAUUCAGCUAAUUUGCUGUAAAAUAUUUAAUUUUACGUAAAAACUGAUAAAAAUGUAUUUUUAAAAAAAAUCAUUCGACAUUAACAAAGUCAUUAACGAAAAAUUUUUAAAGAUUUUAUUAGUUUUUAAUUAAAAUAAAAGAAAUCUUUUGUAUAUAAAUUUAAAACCCUUGUAGACGUUUUAAGGGGGCUUUUAGUGAAAGUUUUACGAGUGACAAAUCUUUCUAAAUAAAAAAAAAGAGCGCCAAUUGCUCAAUAUUAAAUAAUAUUACUAAAUAACUACCUAUAUAUUGUUCCAAAUUGUUAAAUUGUGAUACGAAAAAAAAAAUGUAAAAAUUUUGCCGAGUUCAAAGACCUUCCUCAAGGGUUUCAUCUCACAAGAAAAUUAAAUUCAAUUAAAUAUUUCAUGCUCUGAACAAUUGCACGAAAUUAAUUUAUCUAAAAAAUGAACUUUCUCACUUUUGGAGUUAUUGCAUUUUAUUUUACACGUGAAAACAAAUCUUUUUUGUGUUUUUUCGGGGUAUUUUGAAAUGAAUUCAAACACACACACAUUGAGGUGAAAUUCUGUGAUAUUUACCAAUUUCAGAAUCAUUUUUGUGAAAGAGUUUAUUUUUUUUAACUAAAAGAAAAAAUUGUUGGCAACAUUGCAAUUUAUUUGUUACUUCAGCAAUCCCUAAAAACAAAUCAUUAAUUAACCUCUAAAGAGGGAAGGCAAUUAAGGUGGAAAAUAAUAUUUACGAAAUGAAUGAUAUUUGAUUUAGAGAGCUUCGGGCUUUUGAGAUGAAAGGAAAGUUCUAUGUAUUAGUAAAAAAAAAAUUGAAGACAAUGUGAGAAUGUGAAGAUUUUGAGAGUUUUCUUUUUUUUUUAAGUCAACCGUAUGAAGUGUUUUGUGCAUGAGUGUUGUGAUUUUUAUUUUAAGUAAAAAGAAGAAAUAAUUAAUGAUCAAUUAUGUACGUACAUAUCGUCCAUAUAAUGUUGAAGCUUUCCCCGCUAGAUGGCCAAUCUUCUCACAGAGACAUCUAGUGUUAGUUUCAAUUAACCAUAAAAAGGGCAUUAAGGUUUUUUUUUUUUAAAUAAAUUGCUCUAUUUAAUUUCUAAUUCACUUCUAACAUUAUAUAGACUACUAAAGAAUAGAUAAAAUACUCUGCAAAUAAAUUGUUUAAAACAGCGAAAAAUAUCCCAGACUGUUGUGAAAAUCUUCGACAACAUUUUAAUGAUAAUUUUGUGCAAUUUUGCGUGCCGAAAAUGGGAAGAAAAUAAUAUUCUUGCCCCUUCAUUUAGAAUUGUGCUUCUAAUGUAGAGCACAAAUUCCUUUUUUUUUUAUGUGAGAGUGGUUUUAUAAAAAUUCUAUUGAUUAAAUAGAUAAAAUAUGUAUUUUUUAAAGUAAUUUUUGUAUAGAAUUAUAUAUAUUUACAUAAAUAAGUGUGAUUUGGACUUUACGAUAUAUACAUAAAGUAGUGUGAAGAUAAUAAAGUUUUUUCCAUUUAA